GUUUAUUGUUUAUUUUCCUCCCGGCAAUUACGCCCGCCGUACCGAGUAGUCGGUGGUUGUAUAAAAAUACAUAUUAAGAACAUACAUACUCUGCUAGAGUUUUCCCACAAGGCGGAGGCAGCUGUAAGGAAGAGGGAGACGAAAAUUGCACAAAACAAAAACAAGUAAAAUCGAAAACAAACGAAAAAUCGGAGCUUACAUCGGGGCCAGACGUAGCUGAUCGCUAACAGACGUGUGAACUGGUAGCUUGGAAUCGGUGUAACUCGGGCAGAAGGUUUAUUUCGCAAGGAAGCAUAAUCGUCGUUGAGGAUAAUUUUUUGUUGUACGGGAACGCAGAUCGUCUUCCGGCACAGUUAUGUCACACGUAGUUAUUGGUGGCGGAACCGGAUUCAUCGGUCGCCGGUUGGUAAAAACGCUGCUAGCCGAAGGUUAUGAAGUGACCACAAUCUCGCGCAUGCCCGGUCCCAAACACAUCAGCUGGCACGAGCUGGAAAAGGACGGCCUACCGAACGGGACGACGGCCGUCGUCAACCUGGCCGGCCAGAAUGUGCUCGAUCCGACGCGCCGCUGGACACCCGGCUUCAAGCAAAACGUGUGGAACUCGCGCAUCAACACGACAGCCGCCUGCGCUCGGGCGAUCGAGCGGGCCACGGUUAAGCCGAGCGUUUUUGUCAACAUUAGCGGCGUAAGCCACUAUGCACCGGGCAGCCAAAAGCACACGGAACUGUCGAAGGUGUCCGAUUACGAUUUUAUGUCCCGGCUUUGCAUCGAAUGGGAACGGGCGGCGUCGCUUUCGGACAAUUCCAUCUGCCGGUUGGUGCGUGUACGGAGCGGUGUUGUGCUCGGGCGUGAAGGUGGCAUGAUUCAGUCACUCAUACUACCGUUCUGGUUCGGACUCGGUGGUCCGGUCGGUGAUGGGCGCCAUGAUCUGCCCUGGAUACAUGUGGAGGAUCUGUGCGGUUUGAUACGGUUCGCUAUCGAACGGCCGGAAGUGAACGGUGUGCUGAACGGUGUCGCACCGGAACUGUCCACCAAUGCGGACUUUACGAAAGCGUUCGCUUCCGCCCUGGUACGACCCGCCUUCUUCCCGAUGCCCCUGUUCGCGCUGAAUCUCAUCUUCGCGGAGGAGCGUGCGGUACUGUUGACGAACGGUGCGAAGGUGGUGCCACAGCGAGUGCUCGAGUAUGGGUUCCAGUACCGGUACCCGGAUCUACAGUCCGCCUGCAAGGAAGUGGCUCACCUGUUCUAAAUGCUCGCGCGCGAUUGGUUUUAGUUUAAUCAUGUUCACUUCAUCCGUUCCGGGUUUCCUUCUAUUUAUCAAAUGCAUCCCCAACAACCAACCAGAUUUUUUUAAUUGCCGCGAAAGUUUAUUAACGCCCUUGCUAUGCGAUGGUGUGUAAUAAACGGAAUCCUGAUACCCGUUA
This is a messenger RNA of Anopheles stephensi (Asian malaria mosquito), 1424 nucleotides long. Its product is annotated as epimerase family protein SDR39U1. The transcript has 2 exons. The record is from RefSeq and is a predicted model, not a curated record. Lineage: Eukaryota; Metazoa; Arthropoda; Insecta; Diptera; Culicidae. The coding region runs from base 356 to 1249 and encodes 297 amino acids.